AUGGCAUUCAACGCACUUUUACUUCUUGGCCUCUUCUUCAAUCUUGCUAGUACAUUACCAUCGGUUACAUUUGCAACAUCUGCUGCACCCACUUUGGAUGAUGCUUCACUGAGACGAAGCAAUUUUCCGAAAGGCUUCAUUUUUGGGACAGCAUCUUUGGCAUACCAGCACGAAGGUGCCUCAAAAGAAGGUGGUAGAGGACUAAGUAUAUGGGACUCCUUUAGCCAUAAAUAUCCAGAGAAAAUAAAGGAUAGGAGCACAGGAGAUCUCUCGAUUGACCAGUAUCACCGCUACAAGGAAGAUGUUGGACUCAUGAAGUCUAUGAAUUUGGAUGCUUACAGAUUUUCCAUCUCUUGGUCCAGAAUCCUCCCAAAAGGAAAGCUCAGUGGAGGUAUCAAUCAAGAAGGAAUAAAGUACUAUAACAAUCUCAUCAACGAGCUACUAGCUAAUGGUAUACAACCAUUUAUAACACUUUUUCAUUGGGAUCUGCCCCAAGCUUUGGAAGAUGAGUAUGGUGGUUUCUUAAGUCCUCACAUUGUAAAUGAUUUUCGAGACUAUGCGGACCUUUGUUUUAAGGAAUUUGGAGAUCGAGUGAAGCAUUGGAUUACUUUGAAUGAGCCAUGGUCUUACAUCAAUGGUGGUUACACAAUUGGGACAUUUGCACCAGGAAGAUGUUCUAAAUGGGUGAAUCCAAAUUGCCUUGGCGGUGAUACAGGGACAGAGCCAUAUUUGGUAUCACAUUACCAACUUCUUGCUCAUGCAAAAACUGUUCAAGUGUACAAGAAAAAAUAUCAGGAAUCUCAAAAGGGUGUGAUAGGCAUAACCCUGCUUGCUCACUGGUUCGUGCCAUAUUCACAUAACAAAUUAGAUCAAGAUGCUGCUGAACGAGCAAUGGAGUUCAUGUUUGGAUGGUAUAUGGAACCACUAACAGCAGGAAGAUAUCCUAAAAUCAUGAAAUCCCUAGUUGGAAAACGACUACCAAAAAUAACUAAGGAGCAAGCAAGGCUACUUAAUGGUUCAUUUGAUUUUCUUGGACUGAACUAUUACACCACUUAUUAUGCUGCCGAUGCACCUGAACUAAGAAACAAUGAAAGACUCUCUUACCAAACAGAUUCUCUUGCCAAUCUUACAACUCAGAGCAAUGGGGUUCCCAUAGGUCCAAGGUCUGCUUCAGAUUGGUUAUAUAUUUAUCCAAGAGGAAUUCAUGAAUUGUUACUCUACAUCAAGAAAAAGUACAACAAUCCUUUGAUUUACAUCACUGAAAAUGGCAUGGAUGAGUUCAAUGAUCCAACAUUAUCCUUAGAGGAAGCACUUAUGGAUACUUAUCGAAUUGACUUUUUUUAUCGCCAUCUCUUUUACAUCCAAUCUGCAAUCAAGGGUGGCGUAAAUGUAAAAGGAUACUUUGCAUGGUCAUUGUUGGAUAAUUUUGAAUGGGCUUCAGGUUAUUCGUUGCGGUUUGGAAUACAUUAUGUAGAUUACAAGAAUGGUUUGAAAAGACACCAAAAGUUAUCUGCAAAAUGGUUUCAAAGUUUGCUGGAGAGACGUUGAGCUUUUAUUUAUAUACAUACUUAUUGGUUCUAAUAAAGAUUUUACAUCAUGGUUUUAGCUGGUUGUUUCAACUUAUUUAUU
Molecule: messenger RNA, 1629 nt
Organism: Lotus japonicus
Lineage: Eukaryota; Viridiplantae; Streptophyta; Magnoliopsida; Fabales; Fabaceae
Product: cyanogenic beta-glucosidase-like
Exons: 13
Coding region: 1-1548 (515 amino acids)
Biological process (GO): carbohydrate metabolic process
Molecular function (GO): beta-glucosidase activity
Source: RefSeq, a predicted model, not a curated record